GGCGGCGGCGGCGGUGGCGGCGGCGGUGACGGCGGUGAGAGCAGGCUCAGGGUCUCUUGUGGCCGGUGGAUCCUCCAACCCGCUUCCAUAAGGCUUUGACUUUCCAACUUCAGCUACAGUGUUAGCUAAGUUUGGAAAGAAGACAAAAAGAAAACCCCGGUGGCAGCUUUGCUGUUGUUCUUUGCCCUAGUUGUUCUUUGGGGUCUUUUGGCCUGAGGCUGCUCUGCUUUUAGCGGUGCUAUCUCCGGUCCCUACUUGCACUCCUGUGAACAAGCCUCUGGGCAAGAGCAGCUAUAGUAUCCAGCAUCAGAACAAGCAAGAGGAGAGCGCCAGGUGUCAUGACCAAGGCAAGAGAUCAGACCGGCCGGGAAGGAUGCUGCGGAUCCUUAGCAAACUACCUGACCUCGGCAAAAUUUCUCCUUUACCUCGGCCACUCUCUCUCCACUUGGGGGGAUCGGAUGUGGCACUUUGCAGUGUCUGUGUUUCUGGUGGAACUCUAUGGAAACAGCCUCCUCUUGACAGCUGUGUAUGGGCUGGUGGUGGCAGGCUCUGUUCUAGUCCUGGGAGCCAUCAUUGGUGACUGGGUGGAUAAGAAUGCUAGACUUAAAGUGGCCCAGACGUCACUGGUGGUGCAGAAUGUGUCCGUCAUCCUCUGUGGCGUCAUCCUGAUGAUGGUUUUCCUACACAAGAAUGAGCUGCUGACCAUGUAUCAUGGAUGGGUCCUGACUGUCUGCUAUGUCCUGAUCAUCACUAUUGCAAACAUUGCAAAUUUGGCCAGUACUGCUACUGCAAUUACAAUCCAAAGGGACUGGAUCGUUGUGGUGGCGGGAGAAAACAGAAGCAGAUUAGCAGACAUGAAUGCUACCAUUAGAAGGAUUGACCAGCUAACCAACAUCCUGGCCCCCAUGGCUGUCGGCCAGAUCAUGACAUUUGGUUCCCCAGUCAUCGGCUGUGGUUUCAUUUCGGGGUGGAAUCUGGUGUCGAUGUGUGUGGAGUACUUCUUGCUCUGGAAGGUUUACCAGAAAACGCCUGCCCUGGCUGUGAAAGCUGCCCUUAAGGUGGAGGAGUCGGAACUGAAGCAACUGAACGCAUCUAAAGAUACUGAGCCAAAACCUCUAGAGGGAACUCAUCUGAUGGGUGAGAAAGACUCCAACAUCCGUGAACUUGAACAUGAACUUGAGCCCACAUGUGCCUCGCAGAUUGCUGAGCCGUUCCGCACGUUUCGCGAUGGAUGGGUCUCCUACUAUAACCAGCCGGUGUUUCUGGCGGGCAUGGGCCUGGCUUUCCUCUACAUGACAGUCCUGGGCUUUGAUUGCAUCACCACAGGGUACGCCUACACUCAGGGGCUGAGUGGUUCCGUCCUCAGUAUUUUGAUGGGAGCGUCAGCAAUAACCGGAAUAAUGGGAACAGUGGCCUUCACCUGGCUCCGCCGAAAAUGCGGCCUCGUUCAGACUGGCCUAUUCUCAGGACUGGCACAGCUUUCCUGUUUGAUCUUGUGUGUGAUCUCUGUGUUCAUGCCUGGAAGCCCCAUGGACCUGUCUGUUUCUCCAUUCGAAGAUAUCCGUUCUAGAUUUAUGCAAGUGGAGCCAGUGUCCCCAACUACCAAAAUACCCGAGACCAUCUUUACAACAGAAACGCAUAUGUCCAACGCGUCUAAUAUUGUUAAUACUGUCCAUGAGAUGAGCACUAAAUCCGUGCCCAUAAUCUCCGUCAGCCUGCUGUUUGCAGGAGUCAUUGCUGCUAGAAUUGGUCUGUGGUCCUUUGAUUUAACUGUGACCCAGUUGCUGCAAGAAAACGUAAUUGAGUCUGAAAGAGGCAUUAUCAAUGGUGUGCAGAACUCCAUGAACUACCUUCUUGACCUUCUGCAUUUCAUCAUGGUCAUCCUGGCCCCCAACCCUGAAGCUUUCGGCUUGCUCGUACUGAUUUCCGUCUCUUUUGUGGCAAUGGGCCAUCUUAUGUACUUCCGAUUUGCCCAGAAGACUCUGGGCAACAAUUUUUUUGUUUGUGGUCCUGAUGAAAAAGAAGUGACAGAUGAAAAUCAACCUAACACAUCUGUUGUGUAAAAUAGUUUAGCUGUGGCCCCUGUUACGAGAUUGUGGAGAGUGGGUGUGCUUAUUUGUACUGCAGAAUUCCAAUAAAUGUCUACAUAUUUCUCUGGUUUUACUACAGCUGCACCUUGAGGGCUAAGAGCACUAACUGACCUAUGUCAGGGACUGGUAUUUCCCCUUACAUUUAGACGUGGGAAAAGAAAGAAGGAGAGAAAACAUCAGUGUAUGUAUAGAGAGAACAUAAUGGUAAAAUGAACUUCCCUUAUUACGAGAAUUUUCAGAGUGGCUAUCAGGUGAGUUAAGUUAUUCCCGAGC
This is a messenger RNA of Acomys russatus (golden spiny mouse), 2363 nucleotides long. It is a transcript of the gene Slc40a1, whose product is annotated as solute carrier family 40 member 1. Gene Ontology annotation, biological process: iron ion transmembrane transport. NCBI's taxonomy places the organism in Eukaryota, Metazoa, Chordata, Mammalia, Rodentia, Muridae. The record is from RefSeq and is a predicted model, not a curated record. Bases 339 to 2063 code for a protein of 574 amino acids. The transcript is spliced from 8 exons. Gene Ontology annotation, cellular component: basolateral plasma membrane. Gene Ontology annotation, molecular function: iron ion transmembrane transporter activity; peptide hormone binding.